AUGGAGGCGAUGCUGUGCUUGCAGACAUCGGCAUUUGAGAAGCUUGCUUCGGCUGUGCAGGCUGGCGCUGGUUUCAGCAGCAUGAGCAGCCAGUGGGCAGCGACAGCCCAGCUCUUCGAUUCCAGUUUGCAGAACAGCCUUUGCUUGACACCAUCCUCAUGUGCGAGCACGACGCGAACAGCUCCCUUCCGAACACCAACACCACCACCUCGCACUCGCGCCGGGGCCAUGAAAGGCGACGGCAAUAGCAGUGACUACUCAGACGACUUUGAAGCACCGGCCCCUCGCCCGCAGCCACCGCAGCCACCUGGGGCCCCAGUGCCGCCACCAGGUCCAUCUCCACAAACUGUGCCUCGCCCACCUGGCCCUCCCAUGCAAGUGGCUCCUGCAACCCCUUCGGUUUCACUUGCUCCUGCGCUGCCAGCAGCACCAGCACCAAGCAGCCAACAUCAAUCGAUGCCUCCACCCCUGCCACCAGGCGCACACACGAUGCCGGCCGCUCCCACACCUGCGAAGGCGCCCUUGAUGCCCAACCCUCCCAUGCCACCAACCACAUCACCCGCACCACCUGCAAUUGUGCCUCACGCACCCCUGGCACCCAGCAUACCAGCUGCACCCCUCCCGCCUGCAGCACCUGCGGCGCCUGCACCGCCGACACCUCCAUCGUUGCCAUUCGGCACGUACGCAGGUGAAGCAACACGGGAUGAUGAAAGCUUACUGCGAAUCCUGGGCGAGGUCAGCCCGCCACCACCACCGACUCGAUCUCCAACAGCUUCCAGGAGCCCGAGUCGCCGCUCUCGGAAGAGCCCGGGUCGCAAAGGCGAUUCACCUCAGGAAGCCACCAAAUGCAAGAGCUCUGCCAGCAGAAGCAAGGUGGUUGUUCAGCACCUUGCAGAACUCUGUGAGCCCAUCAGCAUGGCACUUUGCCUGUCGGACUUCAUCCUGGAGAAGGACGCAGAUGGUCUGCAUUGGACGCUCAUGUCGGAUUCAGUUCCAUGGGAGGGGUUGGAAAGAUGCCAGUCGUACGCAAGUCUUCUCCACAGCCUGGAGCAGUCAACGCAGCUGACCUUCGAGUGGCCGCAGGUCACACCGCCUGCACCCGACCUCAUGUUCGUCUCCUACGAGUGGAUAUGUCCACAAUUCCUGGAGCGAGGAUUCGAUGUCCCGCAAGCACUGCGGGCCUUGCCAACACUGAUCCAGGUGCCGGAGGCUUCCAGCGCGGUCGCGCUCCUUCGCCGUGUCAUACCUGGCAUAGAGGACUUCAUCGACGGGCCACCUCGGAAUCUCUGGCAACUAUCUGGCAUGGACAGAGUUCCUCAGAAGCUGCGAGAGCACGUCCUGAAAGACUUCACCGACUGGGGUUUUCCUACCAGAUCUUCUGCAGGUGAGACCUGCCGCUUGCUGGCCGCGCACUUGCACCGGCCCUUCGACCUGUCUCCUCUCCUGGACGUGGGUUCUCUGGCCAGGUGUCCCGACAGUGUCGCCGGUGUGUUGUUGCGUCGAGAAGCUGGCCGCUUUAUCCCUUUGCGUGAAGCAGCUGAGUACUACGGGCGCGCUGCCCUGCUACUCACCAAAGCUGACAAGCUCCAACACCAUGAGUGGAACCGGACUGCCACAGAUCUCCAAAUGGAACGCCAGCAUUUGCUCCACGAGGCUCGCGAAGCUCUGGGCAUUGCCCUGCACGGCCUCCCUGGCCCCAGAGGCCAGAAAAAGUCGAAGGAAGGCCCGCAGCGGCGCCCUGCGAGCUCCGAUCCGCGCAUCUGGUACCUUUUGGGGCUGGUGAUGUGCAGCCUUGGAUCGGAAUCAGAAGGGCGACAGGCAUACCGUCAGGCCCUUUCGCUCUUGCCCAAGGGCUUGUUUGCCCAUGCGGUUUACUUCAAUUCCGCCUUGAUCUACUCCCGGGACGCAAUGGCAGGGAACUCGGCUGCUGAGGCAGCCGCAAAGCGUGCACUGCACGAGUUCCGACGCUGUUGCCGCUGCAUGCUGAGGAGCUGUGUGGGAGGGUCUGUCCGUGUCAUGUCGCAACGAUGGGUUUGGCGCGAAGCAAAUGCUAGUGCCGCCUUACACGAAAACGCCCGUAGCUUGUCCUGCCUGGCCGAGAGAAGAGCCGUUUGCUUAUUUCGCAUGUUGGUGUUAUUGGCUUGGUUGUAUGCAUAG
This is a messenger RNA of Symbiodinium sp. CCMP2592, 2157 nucleotides long. The record is from the annotation of a GenBank genome assembly. Lineage: Eukaryota; Dinophyceae; Suessiales; Symbiodiniaceae.